CACUGGGAAGGCGAAGCGCCAUUUUUAAAAUGUCUCAUUGCAAAGGCGGAACAAGCAUUUCGGACGUUUAAAAUUUCCUUUUUUUAUACGUCACGACUGUAAUCAUAAUGCAGCACAUACAUAGAGAACUAGCUGCUAUUCUCGCUCCCUGACUCUUCACUCUUAAGCUUCCCCUGUUGCUAAAAAGAUGGAAACCCUUCCAGAAAUGCUUCCUCAAAUGAGCAGUACUCUCGCCAUUUCUGCUGCUGACACCGAACUACAGAAACUUCUGAUCGAUGAACGAAUGAGAUGUGAGCAUCACAAAACAAACUAUCAGACACUGAAGGCAGAGCAUACCAGGUUGCAGGACGAGUAUAUAAAAUCUCAAAAUGAGUGUAAACGACUGCUGGUGGAAAAGCAGAACACACAAGAGAAAUUCCAGCUUAUGCUUGCUGAGUUACGAGGGGAGCUUUUAGAUAAAACACGGGAAGCUGAAGAGCUGAAACUUAAAGUGUUAUCACCUCAGAAAUUAGAGCUGCUAAAAAUUCAAAUACUAGAAGAACAAGACGCUCCAAUGAAAGAACGUUAUCAGCAGCUGGAGGAAGAAGCAGAAAAAUACAGGGGUGAUUAUAAUAAGCUAAGAUAUGAGCUUACAAUGCUAAGAGCAGAAUUUGACCAUCAAAAGGAAGAACAUGAACGCGUUUUACAGGAACGACGGAUAAAAUAUGAAGCUGAGAUUUUACAACUAGAAAGAGAAAAGAAAGAGCUCCAUGAUCAGAUCAUGUCUGUUGAUCCCACAAGAGACAGCAAACGCGUGGAGGUUCUCUUAAGGGAAAAAGCUCAAUUAUACCAAAAGCUAAAACGCUUAGAAGCUGAGACCACUGAACUGCGAGCAGAAAGGGAAAAUUAUGGUGCACAGGCAGAAAAUGUCCAGAGAAUACAGGUGCGACAGAUGGCUGAGAAUCAAGCAACCAUUCGUUCUCUGGAGGCAGAAAAACAGUCUAUGAAAUUGCAGCUUGAACAUUUGAAUAAACAACUUCAUGAAUCUACAGAGCAAAAUACAAUUCUGACCACAAAGUUGCACAAAAUGGAAAGAGAAGUAAAUGCUCUAACUAGCAGGUCAGAUGAACUCAAAUAUUCCUAUAAAAUGGAAAUUUCUAAUAUCAAGCUAGAAGCAGCAAAAACAAAGAAUGAAGUGGAACGAGAGAGAGACAAAGUUCAAAAUCAGGUGGAUGUAAUGCACACUGAAAAUGAAAUCCUGAAAGCAACACUUGAUAGGCAAAAAGAAAUAUUGGCUGAAAAAGAUCGUGAAUUGAUACGAAAAGUACAGGCUGCCAAAGAAGCAGGAUUUCAGCAGCUUGUCACACUUCAGGAUGAAAGGCUGGAGUUAGAAAAUAGAAUAGCUGAACUGGAGCGGUAUAAAUUGGAGCAUGACAACCAGAAACAGACUGAAAUCAGCCAGAUAGAAGAAAAACUGCAUAUUGCGCAGACAGCAGAGGAGUCGACUAGAAGAGAGCUUCAGAGUUUAAGAUCAAAACAUCAGCAGCAAGUUUCCUAUAUAGAGCAGCUACAAAAGGAGAAACAUGAUGAAGAAGACCUUAAACAGCAAAUUAAUGAAUUGAAAAUACAAGUUACUUCUUUGUCAGAAUCGGAAAAUAGCUUGCUGCUUGCUAAUGAAAAACUGCGAGAAUUAGUGGAACGAUUAAAACUGGAAAAUCGUAGUGCAAGAAAUCAAGUUGAGAAAACACAAAAUGAUGCAGAAAAAGAGCUGGAGUCAAACCAGAUAGAAUGGCUGCAAGAAAAACACAAAUUACAGAAAACCUUAUCUGAACUGCAGGAGAAAUACAGCCAAAUGAAAGAGAAACUGCAGAGAGCAGCAGCUGCCCAGAAGAAGAGGAAGUCUUUAAAUGAAAAUAAAUGCACUAAACUUCAGAAGAAAAUAGAAUUGUUGGAGGCAACGAAGGAAGAAUUAGAGGCUCAAAAGCAUGUGUUAAACAGACAGAAUGUUCCACAUGAAGAAUUUGGUCGACUUCAAAAAAAGCUAAAAGACCUGCAGCGAAGACAUAAUGAAUUUCGAAGUCUCAUUUUGGGUCCAAAUAUUCCAGCAUCUGGACUAAUUAAUCCAGCUAGCUUCCUGUCUUCCACGGUGCUGCCAGGUGCUGACCUCUCCUUUAUAAAUGCUCAGGAGGAACAGCACCAAAGGGAACUGUCAUUGCUUCGUAAGAGAUUAGAGGAACUAGAAACUACCCAGAGGAAGCAGCUGGAAGAACUUGGUCCUCCCUUUCAACACAGCAAGCUUGACAGCAGUCAGUCAGUAUCACAAAAACUUACCAUUGAUGGAGAGGACUAAAAGAUCAAUUAAUCACCAUUUCACGUGUGUUAAAAUUACACUGCAAUACACCCAAGUGAAAAAAUAUAUGCAAAAACAUUUCAUGCCGUACAUACAAUCUGUACUGAUUGCACACAAGGGCAGUUCUCCUGUGAAUUAACUUUUAGUAUGUUAUAGAAGGACUGGUUCUAAGUAACUUUUCAAUUAGUCUUCUUCUUUUAUAAUUUUUUUAAUUACUUGCCUUCCUCUUUUAACUCCUUCCAGCUUUCGUUUGUGGGACAAUGACCCGGGCAUCCAAAAAAACUAUUACUCUGUGAGGCUUCAAUUUCAAAUUAGAGAACUGCUAAACAAAAACUAAAAUAAAUACAGAAAUAAAAUGGAGACCAAUUGCAAAUUGUCCCAGAAAAGCACUCUCUACAUCAUACUAAAAUUUAAUUUAAAGGUGAACAACCCCUUUAAUACCAAUGGCUUGUUUCAUUGAUUUUUCUUCUCCGUUUGUAAAGCUUGACAGUUUGUUGGCCUAAACAAGUUAUGAAACACUAACACUGUACCUCAGAAAAUGUGUAUUUUUUAUUUCAGUAAUCUGAUCUAAAUACUGUGUAUAUUUGUGUUUUCCACCUGUUAUUUAUUAAGAUUAAAUGGUCACAAAACAAAAAUGAUUAUACAAUUUACACUAUGCAACAACCUAUAUUAUAAGUAGGGCCUAUUUUCCUUACCAUAAAUAGACUGGAAUUUCAUUCUUUGUAAUAUUUAUGUAAUUCUAAACACCGAGCACAUUGUUUUAUGUGGAAAAAUAAAUUUUGUGAAAUCAUUUUAAA
This is a messenger RNA of Xenopus laevis (African clawed frog), 3126 nucleotides long. It is a transcript of the gene cep83.L, whose product is annotated as centrosomal protein 83kDa L homeolog. Gene Ontology annotation, cellular component: centriole; centrosome; ciliary transition fiber. Gene Ontology annotation, biological process: cilium assembly; establishment of centrosome localization. The record is from RefSeq and is marked provisional. NCBI's taxonomy places the organism in Eukaryota, Metazoa, Chordata, Amphibia, Anura, Pipidae.